GACUCUCGAGGUGGCCAGCGGCUCAUUCAGACUUUCUGUGACAUACUGAAGCUACCAAUAUGAGCGGAAGAGGCAAAACCGGAGGCAAGGCCAGGGCGAAGGCAAAGACACGUUCAUCCCGUGCCGGGCUCCAGUUCCCCGUGGGCCGUGUGCACAGGCUGCUGCGUAAAGGCAACUACGCCGAGCGUGUGGGCGCUGGCGCACCAGUGUACCUGGCCGCAGUGCUCGAGUACCUGACUGCUGAGAUCCUGGAGUUGGCCGGAAACGCUGCCCGUGACAACAAGAAGACUCGUAUCAUCCCCCGUCACCUGCAGCUGGCAGUCCGUAACGACGAGGAGCUGAACAAACUGCUUGGCGGCGUGACCAUCGCGCAGGGUGGUGUUCUGCCCAACAUCCAGGCAGUGCUGCUCCCCAAGAAGACUGAGAAGGCCGUCAAAGCCAAGUAAAAUCGCUGGUGCGGCUGCAACUUGACUACUCAACCCCCAAAGGCUCUUUUAAGAGCCAACCACCUAGCUCAACAAAAGCGCAAAGUGUCCUUUCUAUGCCUGGCCAAUUAUUUGGCGUGUUAGAUACACACACAUAUAGACGGCACCGUAUCAAGUGCCCACAUGAGGCCUAAAUGAAGGAUAACAACUAGUAGGCUAGAAUGAGAGCAUUAUUGCGCGUCAAGUGUAACGUUGCUCGCGGCCCUAACAAAAGACCCAAGCGCGCCUCGGCGAGGGUGGGGGUUGCAUUUUGGGGCGGCACGGAGAGGCCGAGCCUCCCGUCCAAUGGGCGGCGGAGGAGGCCUCCGCAACGGGCCAAUCAGGGCGGUGCGGAGAU
Molecule: messenger RNA, 822 nt
Organism: Oncorhynchus mykiss (rainbow trout)
Lineage: Eukaryota; Metazoa; Chordata; Actinopteri; Salmoniformes; Salmonidae
Source: RefSeq, a predicted model, not a curated record